AUGUCUCCCCCGAACUCCACUCCGCAACACGAUGCAGCCCACGACAGCAACGCCGAAGCGAAGCUAGAGAAGGUCGACGACCAUCAGGAUGUAGCCACGAUGAACGAGAGCGCGCCUCUACUAGGACUGGCUACAGAGCCUAAGACUACGGCAGAUGACGCGAAUGCCACCAAUAAGGCGGGGCAGCCUGUUCAGAUCGAAGCCCAAGACGAGGGGCAUGUAGCGAAAGAAGAGUCGAGAGAGGAGGUGGGGAAAGCACGCAGUACUUUGGAGGAGCCAAAUGCGGCACUCACUGGCUCAGAGACGGUCCAAGAAGAAGACGCGAAGGCUUCGCAGCCAUCAUCUGGCGCGCCAACAGAGGAGCCCACGACCAAAACGGAGAACACAGGGACGGACCGAGCAUCAACACCACCACCCGAGCCUAGCGAGAAAUCGGCAGGCAAAGCGCCCAUACGAUCACCUUCACCUCCUCCUCCGCCGCCCAAAGACGACAAAUACCUUACGACAAGUAACGUACCCAGCCGAACUACGUCCCCGAUGUCGCAAGGACGAUCGAGUGGAAGGAACUCCGAAGACGCUGCGGCUGACGACUAUGCUGCGAACCAUGACGGUACAGGAGACGCGGUGGACAACUCGCAGGAGGAGAUACAAAGCAUUAUGGAUCAGUUCGAGGGGGAUGGCGGGCCGGACGAGACUGAGAUCAUGUCCCCCAGAUUGGAAAUAGCGAGCCCUAUGUUGGAAUCACCGUCAACCCCGUACCCACCACGAAGAUCAAGUCUCGUGCCGCUCGACAAGCCCCUACCCAUUCCGACCGACGAUGCGGCUUCGACAAUCCCACUGCAGUCUCCACCUCCUCGUACAUCCUCUCUACACCGCGUCAGCACUGCUACCUCCUUCGCAGAACCCACGUCGCCUAGUGCACAUGCCUCCAAGUACAAGCCAGUACAGCCAGCACCAGAGCCCGAACCAGACCUACCCUUCGACUUCCACCGUUUCCUCGAGCAGCUACGCCACCGGACGGCCGACCCUGUCGCCAAGUUCUUGCGCUCUUUUCUUCUCGAGUUUGGGAAGAAGCAAUGGAUGGUACACGAGCAGGUCAAAAUCAUCGGCGACUUCCUCGAGUUCAUCAGCAAGAAGAUGGCACAAUGCGAGGUAUGGCGGACUGUAUCGGACGCCGAAUUCGAUAAUGCAAGAGAAGGCAUGGAGAAGUUAGUCAUGAAUCGAUUAUACACCCAAACUUUCUCGCCCGCAAUCCCGCCUCCAGAACCCGCAUCACCACGCAAAGGUCGACGGAGACAAGAGCCACCGGGACCAGGUCGGAGGGGUCAGCAUCAAGAGGACGUAGAACGAGAUGAGGUCUUAGCGCAGAAGGUGCGCAUAUACAAGUGGGUCAGUGAAGAGCACCUGGAUAUCAAGCCGGUAGGCGACAAGGGCAAGAAGUUUCUACAUCUGGCCCAACAGGAGCUGUUGAAGAUCAAAAGCUACCGAGCGCCUAGAGACAAGAUCAUCUGCAUCUUGAACUGCUGCAAAGUCAUCUUCGGGUUCUUGCGGACGUCCAACUCCGAUCAGUCUGCCGAUGCCUUUGUACCACUUCUCAUCUACACGGUACUGCAAGCGAACCCCGAUCAUCUCGUCUCGAACGUACAAUACAUUCUGCGGUUCCGGAACCAGGACAAGCUUGGUGGGGAAGCAGGCUACUACAUAUCGUCUUUGAUGGGCGCCAUCCAAUUCAUUGAGGGUCUUGACAAGACGUCAUUAACAGUGACGGAUGAGGAAUUCGAGAAGAACGUCGAAGCGGCCGUCUCAGCCAUCGCUGAACGUCACGCAGCUGAAGAGGCCGAGUCUUCAUCUUCAUCUGCGCUAUUACAUCCUACUGCGCCUAACCAUAAGCGUAUGCCUUCACCGCACUAUCAUCACAUAGCGGAAAAGACGACACCACUGCGACCAGAACUUACGCAAAGGAAUUCAAUGGAGGCAGAGACCGCAGGGCCGCGACGGUCAACCAGUCUGAAAGAUCGCAAGUCCGAGGCGGAGCAGCCAGAAGAAGAGAAUGCCGCUGUCGCAGGGCUAUUGCGGACAAUACAACGGCCACUUAGCACUAUUGGUCGCAUCUUCUCGGACAACGAUACACACCAUCCAUCUGGACCUGCAGCAGCCCAGAAACCGCAUUUACCGCCACGUGCGUCAACAGAGUAUCCUGGUCAGGUUCCUCAGUCUAACAUGAGUGAGAAGCAACGGCCGUCGCAUGAAGAAGACCGACAAAGGCAGAGGUUGGCGGCAGAAGAUGUCGCAGCGCGACAGGCGUCUGCCGAAGCGGAGGAAGCGAGGCGCAUACAGCGACAGGAACACAAGGUCGUAGUCGAGACGCUGACGGGCAUGUUUCCCCAGCUGGACCGGGAUGUCAUCGACGACGUAGUGCGGCAGAAGGAGGGCCGGGUCGGUCUUGCAGUUGACGCAUGUUUAGCGCUAGCGAAUCCUUGA
Alternaria atra is the source of this 2481-nucleotide messenger RNA. RefSeq lists its product as uncharacterized. The transcript has 2 exons. Lineage: Eukaryota; Fungi; Ascomycota; Dothideomycetes; Pleosporales; Pleosporaceae. Gene Ontology annotation, cellular component: cytosol; endocytic vesicle. Gene Ontology annotation, molecular function: guanyl-nucleotide exchange factor activity; small GTPase binding; ubiquitin binding. The coding region runs from base 1 to 2481 and encodes 826 amino acids. Gene Ontology annotation, biological process: vesicle-mediated transport. The record is from RefSeq and is a predicted model, not a curated record.